AAUAAUGGCGUCACGGCACAAAUGUGUGGAGCUCCAGCAAGUCCUCUGCAACUUUCUCAUGCUGCUGUCAGGAAGUGAAGCAGCUAGGAUACUGAUUGGGAAAGCCAAGGGGAUUCAGGAAAUCAUGACCGUCCUGAGAAUUUACAUGGACAACAGUCACGUCUGCAUUCCCUGCUGUGGUGCUCUGUGGAGUCUCGUGGUCACCAAUGAAAAUGCACAAAUCGCAAGGACUGAAAAUAUGCUGCAGACUAUUCUGCAGGUCCUGGAGAAACACAUCCAGAAUGGUGACGUGGUGGAGUCAGCCAGUGCAGCACUGUGGGUCCUGUCCUUACAGGAGCCCUUAAAUGAUGAGCAAUUGGAGGAUAUCACCCUGCUGUUAAUUGAAGCUCUUGACCUCCACCUGCGAAAAGAAAUCAUUGUGAAAAAUAUCUGCUUCGCUCUGUCUAGCUUAAUUCGAUUGUCAGAGCUCGUGGCAUUCCGGAUCCUGGUGCCAGAAGACCAUCUGGAUGGAUUGGCUCUGAUCGUUCAGAGUUACCACAUCCAUUUCACUGACCCAGAGGUGGUGCAUGAUAUAUGCAUGGUGUUUCAGGAAAUGGUGCAGUACAAGGACGUGGUGCCUGAACUGAUCUCUCAGAAACUAGAUGUAACACUGAAUGCGAUCAAAGUCAAAUUCGCUUCAAACGAGGAUAUUGUCACUGUGCUGGAUUCUACACUUUCAAAAUUGCAGGCAGCAGAGACAGGUGCUCAGAAUGAAGACAGCAGGAACACGAAGGACUCCGUUUAAUUUAAAAUCAUGUUUUUAAUAAACAGAAGAAUGAGUCCUAGCAUGGUCAGUGCAGAUGACAGUUUUUCUGCUUCAUCGCCAAUCUUCAGUCACAGACAGCUGUCAAAGUGCUCUCAAUCUCAAUAACAUAAGCAAGCAGCAAUUCUACUGCUGCAGGCUCCCGCAACUCAAGCUUCGCGAUAAUCAC
This is a messenger RNA of Chiloscyllium plagiosum (whitespotted bambooshark), 971 nucleotides long. RefSeq names its product serine/threonine kinase-like domain-containing protein STKLD1. Lineage: Eukaryota; Metazoa; Chordata; Chondrichthyes; Orectolobiformes; Hemiscylliidae. The record is from RefSeq and is a predicted model, not a curated record. Gene Ontology annotation, molecular function: protein binding; protein serine/threonine kinase activity.